Molecule: messenger RNA, 2306 nt
Organism: Habropoda laboriosa
Lineage: Eukaryota; Metazoa; Arthropoda; Insecta; Hymenoptera; Apidae
Gene: Hsc70-5
Product: heat shock 70 kDa protein cognate 5
Exons: 11
Coding region: 105-2177 (690 amino acids)
Biological process (GO): protein refolding; cellular response to unfolded protein
Cellular component (GO): mitochondrion; cytoplasm
Molecular function (GO): misfolded protein binding; ATP binding; heat shock protein binding
Source: RefSeq, a predicted model, not a curated record
AUUACUAGCCUUUGGAAAGGUUGCAUCACUACACGUGAAGUUGGGGUAUCCGCGUCUCUUCGUAACUUUUUCAUAAAUUUGAACGAUAAAACGUGAAAAUUAAAAUGCUGACCGUUGCAAGGUUGUUAACGCGUAGCUGCACCAAUAUAACUUGCGAUAUUACUAGGAAACAACAAUUCAGCACAAUUCUUAAAAAUGUUGCAGCUCCUUCACUUGUUAUGCCCCAACGAUUUACAGAAUUACAUCAAUAUAGACACAAGUCUGAAGGUGUAAAAGGUGCAGUUAUUGGUAUUGAUCUUGGAACAACAUUUUCAUGUGUAGCUGUUAUGGAAGGAAAGCAAGCUAAGGUCAUAGAAAAUGCAGAAGGAUCACGAACAACUCCAUCUUUUGUAGCAUUUACUAAAGAGGGUGAACGCUUAGUUGGUAUGCCUGCUAAACGUCAGGCAGUUACAAAUUCAGCAAACACAUUCUAUGCAACAAAACGACUAAUUGGACGAAGAUACGAGGAUUCUGAAGUAAAAAAGGAUAUGAAAACUGUUUCAUAUAAAAUUGUCCGAGCGUCUAAUGGAGAUGCAUGGGUACAAGGAGCUGAUGGUAAAAUGUAUUCUCCUAGUCAAAUUGGUGCAUUUGUCCUCGUGAAGAUGAAGGAAACAGCAGAAGCAUAUUUAAAUACGCCAGUAAAAAAUGCUGUAAUCACUGUACCUGCAUAUUUCAAUGAUUCACAAAGGCAGGCUACCAAAGAUGCUGGUCAAAUUUCGGGACUUAAUGUACUUAGAGUAAUUAAUGAACCAACAGCUGCUGCUCUUGCAUAUGGCAUGGACAAAACAGAAGAUAAAAUCAUUGCUGUAUACGAUUUGGGAGGUGGUACCUUUGAUGUCUCAAUUUUGGAAAUUCAGAAAGGAGUCUUUGAAGUAAAGUCCACAAAUGGAGAUACUUUCUUAGGAGGAGAAGACUUUGAUAAUGCAUUGGUUAAUUAUCUUGCAUCAGAAUUUAGAAAAGAUCAAGGUAUAGAUGUAGCUAAGGAUGCAAUGGCUAUGCAACGAUUGAAAGAAGCAGCUGAAAAGGCAAAGAUUGAAUUGUCUAGUUCUUUGCAAACUGACAUAAAUUUGCCUUAUUUGACUAUGGAUACAAGCGGACCAAGACAUUUAAACCUGAAGCUUUCGAGAAGCAAAUUUGAAAGCCUUGUUACCGAUUUAAUUAAACGUACUAUUCAGCCAUGUCAGAAGGCACUUAAUGAUGCUGAAGUAUCGAAAUCUGAUAUUGGUGAAGUAUUAUUGGUUGGUGGUAUGACAAGAGUACCUAAAGUACAACAAACUGUACAAGAAAUUUUUGGCCGACAACCAUCAAAAGCUGUUAAUCCUGAUGAAGCUGUAGCAGUUGGUGCUGCAGUCCAAGGUGGUGUACUUGCUGGAGAUGUAACAGAUGUUCUUCUUUUGGAUGUUACUCCUUUAUCACUUGGUAUUGAAACAUUAGGUGGUGUCUUCACACGAUUAAUUUCUCGAAACACAACUAUUCCUACCAAGAAAAGUCAAGUAUUCUCUACAGCAGCUGAUGGUCAAACUCAAGUAGAAAUUAAAGUACACCAAGGCGAACGAGAAAUGGCAUCUGACAAUAAACUUUUGGGACAAUUUACUCUUGUUGGAAUUCCGCCUGCACCAAGAGGGGUGCCACAAAUCGAAGUUACAUUUGACAUUGAUGCCAAUGGUAUUGUUCAUGUAUCUGCUAGGGAUAAGGGAACUGGCAAAGAACAACAAAUUGUUAUUCAAUCAAGUGGUGGUCUUAGUAAAGAUGAAAUUGAAAAUAUGGUUAAAAAUGCCGAACAGUAUGCUAAACAAGAUCAGGUAAAGAAAGAAAGAGUUGAAGCUGUGAAUCAAGCUGAAGGAAUCAUUCAUGAUACGGAAUCUAAAUUGGAAGAAUUUAAAGCACAGUUACCUCAGGAUGAGUGUGACAAACUCAGAGAAUUGGUUACAAAAGUGCGAGAAACCUUGGGUAAAAAAGAUGAUAUAGAACCAGAAGAAAUUAAAAGACAGAUAAAUGAAUUACAGCAAGCUAGUCUUAAAGUGUUCGAGAUGGCAUAUAAAAAAAUGGCUGCGGAAAGAGAAAGUCAAGGUCAAAACCAAAGUCAAAAUCAGCAACAACAACAAGAUGGACCUGAAAAGAAAGAAGAGAAAAAUUAAUUAUACUUAGACAACAUAUAUUCAGACAAAAAUUAAUUGUGCACACAGAGCUGUAGGACAUCAAUCAUUUUAUGUGCUCAAGAAAACUGCAUCGCUGUAUCAUAUACAACAAAAUUGUAACAAAAAUUA